Symbiodinium necroappetens is the source of this 1275-nucleotide messenger RNA. The record is from the annotation of a GenBank genome assembly. NCBI's taxonomy places the organism in Eukaryota, Dinophyceae, Suessiales, Symbiodiniaceae.
AUGGCAACAAUAAUAUCAAAGCCUGACCAGAGCUGCGUGCCGAGGAGUCUCGAAGGCAGCUGUACACUGCUCCUGGGGCAGCUGCAGCAAGACGUGAUCUCGUUGCUGAACUUGGGCGAUUGUGGAAUAAUGGCAUUAAGGCCUUGUUCCAUCCUGCCCAGAUUUCACGGUGGCACCGUGAAAACGAGUAUGCGCCUGAUAUACAGGUCGACACCAAUGCUCCAUCGCACGAACAUGCCCCUGCAGCUGAGCGCGCAGGAUCCGGAUGUUUCCAGCCUCACUGACUACUUCGACCUGGUCACGUGCGCAACAGCCUUCCUCGCAGCCUCUUGGAGAAAUCCGGAGGCCGAAAUGUCCGAAAAAGGCUAUCCGAAGCAAGUUUACAGCGACCCACCCAAAAUCGACUUGGUGUGGCUGCCAUGCGGGGCUCCUCCGCAGGCAGCCCUCACUUCCGAGUCCGCUUCCUUGGAUCUGCCGCUGAACGAUGGUGCGACGCCCCAAAGACGGAAGGCCAGCUCCCUCCAUGGGCUCAGCAACGCCGCUGAAGACAGCCUCCUGAAGGCUCAGCAGCAGUUUUGGUGCCAACAGCUCAAGCUCCAUGACCAGAUAGAGGAUUUAAAGCCUUUGUAUGCAAAGCUGUGGCUAAAAGCGAUCGACGAGGAGGAGACGCAGGUUGCGCAGCAAGUGCGGCUUGAAACAGGAGCCGCUGUGAAGACGGAUGAAGGUGCGGAAAGGAAGGACUCCGGGGAGGAUGAGACGGAGGAGGAUGGUUCAGACGACACUGAGGAAGGCGACGAAAGCGAACAGUCCGACGGGGACUUGUGGGAUGCGCACCAAGGCACAAAGUGGCAAAGCGCAUCACCCGUCGACGGACCGUUAGAUGCCGCAGCGUUUGAGCAGCAGCGUGCAAGGCGUGACAGCGAUGCCAGCUCGGUCCUCUCCGCCAGGGAUCAAGUUUUCAAGAAGCUGCAGAAGAUACUCACUGCAAAAGCCCGGAGAAAAUCACGCCGGACUUGCAACAUAUUCUUGGUCUCUCCCGUUGAGGGUGAGAAUGCAUCUUUAGUUCUGCCAGGCUUCAGCCCGAGCGAAGUCUUUGGGCCAGCGGAUGUUGAACGAAUGAAGCAAGUACGCGACUCCCCGCCGAAGCAGUGUCCAGGCCCCGACGGCCUUCGAAUGCUCAAAGAGUUGGUUGCCGAGAUCAAGAAGGUCGAAGCUGCGAGUGAGUCUGCUUCGAUUUACAUCGGUGGUGCUUCGAUGCAGGCCGAGCAGGCUUGA